This is a messenger RNA of Pyricularia pennisetigena, 957 nucleotides long. RefSeq lists its product as uncharacterized. NCBI's taxonomy places the organism in Eukaryota, Fungi, Ascomycota, Sordariomycetes, Magnaporthales, Pyriculariaceae. Bases 1 to 957 code for a protein of 318 amino acids. The record is from RefSeq and is a predicted model, not a curated record. Gene Ontology annotation, molecular function: oxidoreductase activity, acting on the aldehyde or oxo group of donors, NAD or NADP as acceptor; NAD binding. The transcript has 2 exons.
AUGGAUGGUAAAGUCCCAAGAGUAGCUUUAGCCGGUGCCACCGGCAACGUCGGCACAGCCAUCCUCAAGCACCUCGUCGCCGGCCAAUUUCGCGUGACGGUCAUAACCCGCAAGGACAGCGGCAUCGCGCGGGGCGAGUUCACGCCCCCAAAGGCGGGCGACGUGACGGUGCGAACGGUCGACUACUCAUCGGCAGCCGAGCUGACGGACGCGGUGCGCGACCACGACGCCGUCGUCGACGCCACGCGCGGGGGGUCCGAAGACGACACGCUACGCCUCAUCGACGCGGCGGCCGCCGCGGGCGUCUACCGCUUCGUGCCGGCCGAGUACGGGCUCGACCCGCUCAACGAAAAGUGCCGCUCGCUGCUGCCGGCCGCCGUGGCGCCGCGGCCGCGGCAGCUGAAGCACCUCUGGGACCGGUGCGCCGAGAGCGGCAUGACGUGGACGGCGGUGGCGUGCGGGACGUUUCUGGACUGGGCGCUGCGCUGCGGCUUCGCGCGCAUCGACAUCUUCAACCGCAAGGCGACGCUCAUGGACGGCGGCGCCAACGUCACGGCCUGGACCACGCUCGACGACGUGGGCAGGGCCGUCGCCGAGGUGCUGCUGCGCCCGCUCGAGACCGAGAACAGGCCCGUCUACGUGCACUCGGUGCACAAGAGCUGCCGGGAGAUGCUGGACUUGUGCCGCGACGCCUUUGGCACCACGAGCGAGGACUGGACCGUGGACCACGUCGACGGCCGCGCCGAGUUCGAAUCGGCACAGGAGAAGGUCAAGGCGGGCCAAGUGGACGGGCACGUCUUUCGCUCCAUGAUUCUCUACAUGCUCAGCCAGCCGGAAAUGGCGCACCCUUGGCCCAAGAGCGAUAAUGAGCUCCUCAGAGUCAAUGAGAUGUCGGACGCAGAGGUCAUGGAGCUAGUGAGACAUUGCUUCAAGAAAGGGCCACUUUUGAACUUUUGA